This is a messenger RNA of Cladocopium goreaui, 1521 nucleotides long. NCBI's taxonomy places the organism in Eukaryota, Dinophyceae, Suessiales, Symbiodiniaceae. The record is from the annotation of a GenBank genome assembly.
AUGGCACCUGUGCUGCUGGCAUUUGCCUUGCUGGUCCCUGCCCACGGCUUUGGAGGCCCAGCAGCUUCCCCCUCUGACCUCGGGCGUUUCACUGGACACCGCCAGCUUCGUGACGUACCUCAGGUCCGACGUGACACUGCGGCAAAGGCUGAGUCCACUUCGAGCGAAGGCGUUGAGACCGUUGAGACCGUUGAGACCAAGUCGAACUUGCUGGAGGCAUUUUGGAAGUUCUUAAGGCCGCAUACAAUCCGGGGCACCAUUCUAGGUUCUAGUGCUAUGGUAACGCGUGCCGUCAUUGAGAAUGGCCAAGCGCCGGACUGGUCGCUGCUGCCAAAAGCCAUGCUAGGAGUCUUGACCUUGCUGUGUGGUAAUGGAUACAUCGUAGGCAUCAACCAGAUCUAUGACGUCAGCAUUGAUGUCAUCAACAAGCCGUUCCUGCCAGUGGCUGCCAAAGAGCUCUCGGUAUCACAGGCAUGGGUUGCAAUUAUUGCAAUGGCAAUCGGUGGAACCUGGUUGUCGUACAACCUCUUUGGUCCUUUGAUCGGAUCUCUCUAUGCCUUUGGGCUUUUCCUCGGCACUAUCUACAGCGUUCCGCCUCUACGCCUCAAGAAAUCUGCAAUUGCCGCAGCGAUGAUCAUUGCCACUGUUCGCGGUUUCCUUCUAAACUUCGGUGUCUACUACGCCACCCGAGCUAUGCUCGGCGUGCCAUUCGGAUGGAGCUACCCCACAAUUUUCAUUACUUGCUUCUGCUCGGUCUAUGCCCUCGUCAUUGCAGUCACAAAGGAUUUACCAGAUGUUCAGGGUGACCUUGAGAAUAAGAUCGAUACCUUUGCAACACGUUUCGGCGUAGGCACGGUUGCAACAGCUGCAAGUGCUGUGCUGUUGGCGAACUACGGCGCCGCCUUGGUCUGGACCAACAGCCCCGCUGCCGCUGCUUUUCGGCCAAAGAUACUGCUGCCCGCCCAUGCAAUUCUUGCAUCGCUUCUUGUCCGUGGGCUGAUCCGACUUCGUCGAGCUCGCUAUAGUCAAGAGGGCCUGAAAGCUUUCUACAGGCUGAUUUGGCUGCUUUUCUACUCAGAGUACUUCCUGUUUCCCCUUGUCGGUCCGAUCGAGGCACAAGAUGAGAAAGAUGCCUUUGACCAGCAGGUGCAUAAGGUCCUGGAGCAGCGCUUCAACCUGGAUGGAAGUUUUACCAAUCUCUACAACGAAGGUGAUGACUCCGAGACAUGGCAGAGAGACGCCACAAAGGAGGCACGAGAGAUCGUUUGGGGACGACGCUUCAAGGUGCGAAUUGUGGACUCAGCCACUGACGGCGUUGCGGCAGAGGCCCAACAUCGUCAGAAUCGGGCAGAGGAGAGCAGACUCAAGGUGCGAGGAUUAGCAACUGGCAGCGAGUUUAGCUCGACUCAGUCGAGUGGACCGAGCCAAUCAGAGCAUGACGCAGAGAGCAGCGAUGACAAUUCUGACUUGUAUUUCCAGCAGGAUUCUGGAAGUGAGCCUUUUGAAGGAAGUCCCAGUUAG